AUGUUUGAAGCUACUUGUAACUUUGCUAUCCUAACUAACAUGGAGGUGCCUCCAGGUGGAAAUGGGAGUCAGUAUGAGGAAAUUGAUAUCCCAGUUGCUCUCCUCAGUUACGAUGACAUGCUUGAUAUAUCAAAGACAUUUGGAAAAUCAAUCAAAGUUGCAAUGUAUGCCCCAAACGAACCGUUCCUGGACUAUAACAUGGUGGUUAUCUUCGUCAUGGCAGUCGGAACAGUGGCAAUUGGUGGCUACUGGGCAGGAAGCAAAGAUGUGAAAAAGCGCUAUAUGAAACACAAGCACGAUGGGGCAGACAAACAGGAUGAUGAAACUGUCGAUGUUACACCAAUUAUGAUCUGUAUUUUUGUGGUUAUGUGCUGCUCAAUGUUGGUGCUCCUUUACUACUUCUACCAUCAACUAGUGUAUGUAAUCAUAGGAAUUUUCUGCCUUGCAUCUUCCAUUGGGCUUUAUAGCUGCCUGUCUCCAUGUGUCGGGAGAAUUCCUUUCUGUGAAUGCAGGAUUCCAGACCUACCAUGUAGUCACAAGCGUCCCCAAGUACGGAUGUUGGUUCUGGGCAUACUUUGUGUCUCAAUUAGUUGUGUGUGGGCGGUAUUCAGAAAUGAAGACAAAUGGGCCUGGGUUUUGCAAGAUACUCUGGGGAUUGCCUUUUGCCUAUACAUGUUGAAAACAAUCCGACUCCCAACUUUUAAGGCUUGCACAUUACUGCUGACAGUUCUGUUUGUCUACGAUAUAUUUUUUGUCUCCAUUACACCAUUCCUUACACAGAGCGGGGAGAGUAUCAUGAUGGAGGUUGCUGCUGGUCCUUCUGAUUUCUCCACUCAAGAGAAGCUUCCGAUGGUGCUAAAAGUGCCCCGCUUGAAUUCGUCACCUCUGGCACUGUGUGACAGGCCAUUCUCCCUCCUUGGCUUUGGUGAUGUCUUAAUACCAGGAAUGUUGGUGGCCUAUUGCCACAGGUUUGACAUUCAGGCACAGACCUCACGAAUUUAUUUUGUGGCUUGCACAAUUGCUUAUGGCAUUGGACUUCUCAUUACCUUUCUUGCCCUGGCACUGAUGCAGACAGGCCAACCAGCCCUCCUUUACCUGGUCCCGUGCACUCUGAUCACUAGCAUCUGUGUGGCUUGCUGGCGCAAGGAGGUGACAAUGUUCUGGAAUGGAAGUGGAUUUGCGACCAGUUCACAAGAUGUUGCCUUGUGUGUUGCUUCACUGCCUCCACCUACAUCCAAACCGGAAGAGCUCUCCUCACAGCAGGUAUCUUUGGCUUCUGACAGCUGUGCAGAGCCUUGUGACAAGUCCACCCUGACGACUCCCCAUCACGAGAAGGAAACCCUGACCAAUCCACCAGCAGAAUUCACAGGAUCAACCAAUGAAAAUGAAGCUAAAUCCAGUGAGAACUUUCUGCCAAAAGACAGGACCAGCCAGUCGUAAUGCUGAUUAUUUACUUGUGUACAAUUUUUAAAUAUGCUCAUCGGUGGGUUUACAUAAAACUGAAUAGCUCUUUAUUGCACGUGUUAAUUGAAUCACAUAGUGGGAGGCCAGUUGAGUACGUUUUUUAACCUACUGAACAACUCCCAAACUCUCCAGGCCAAGUUUGCAGUGACCUCCUUCCCCAAACUGUCGUCCGUCCCACACCAGCAGGGUGAAGUAUCCCAACUCUAAUUUAAACCCAAACUACAAUGGCCAACUGUAUGGUGACCAGCCUUUCUCUCAUUUAUCAAACUAUUUGCACUUUCUUGUCAUAAGUGCCAGCUAUAGAAUAAACUCCGUCAAACUUCCCUUGAUGUCAAACUAUCAGUCUGUAUCAUGAAAUAAACAUUUUCACUUUAGGAUGAUUUUGUUGGAAAGAAUUUGUAACAUAUCUCAUUCCAAGAACUUUUGGGUAUUAUCGGUUCAAUUAGUGAUACGCAGGUUUGAGAGUCAUUGCACAAAUGUAGACGUACUAACUAACUUUAUCCUUUGUUAUAAAUGACAGAAUGCUUAACUCUGAGGAGUCCUUAAAGUGUUAAACAAGACUCCACAAAUAAUGUUCUCAACAUCUCAGUGAGGAGAUGCCGGUGGCCAUCACUGCAUCAUUAAUUGACGGAUUAAAUGUUCAGAAUUUGGUAAUUGGUGAUGUAAUCUUUUAGAUAUCAUCUACACAAAGAAUAUGUCAGUGUUUUGGGUUUCUCAUGACAGAAGCCAUAUAUCUAAAAAUCAUGUUUAUGGCACAGACAUGGGACCAGAAUGCUGUUUAGUCCAUCAAAUUGAGUCCAGAAUGCAUAAACAGCAUUGAGGUAGAACAAAACACAAGUUUAGAACUUGGUAGACUAAGUUGCCAUUACUACAUGACCUGUUAACAAGCAUUUAUUUAAAAUCUUGACCAUUUCCUUCCUUUCCCAAAAUGUGACUACACUGGGCAAUUAUCUUGCAGUUGCCAGCCAUCCUUAUGUUUCUUAUUUGAAUGCCCAUUUCUCGAGUUCAUUCAUUCAGUUGUGUUCUGCCUGAAGACAAGUCUUUGGCUUGUUAUUGACUAAUGCUUCAUCUUCGGCCAUUUAUCUUUCCAAUUCUUGUCAGGGAUGCUUUGCCAUUUCCUUGCACUCUCAUGGUAGGGUGAGAAUGCAAGACCCAAAUCCACCACAGCGAGAAUAGAAAUUGAACCCACACAAUUAGUUUCACUAUGGAUCAUGUGCUAUCCAUGUAAGCUGACUGGCUCCUGACUUCAGUCGUGACUGUAUCUGACAUCUAACCUGGAGGCAUUGAUGCGAAUCCGAGCUUCAGCAAUUGUAGGAACAGUUGAAAUGAGUUACUAUGUCUCAUGUUUGUUAAAUUAAUUCAACACUCAGGUUGCAAUAUUUAUGCUGUUUCACAUGUUGGUUAAGAAACUGACACUGCCUCUGUAAGAAACAGAAACUGCCUCUGUGCUUACACACCUCGAUAGCUCAGCAAAUGUGUCUGUUAAUCUCUUCUUGAAUGCCAGCCUCACUUGCUAUAAAAGCACAAAUGAGUAACAGUUUUGGCUCAAUGCUUAAAAAGACUGAUUCUUCUCAGCAAUCUGACAUGGAGCACCUUGCGCUUAAUUUUAAUAAAUUAAGCCAGAAUUGUAAACCUUGUCACAACAUCCUUGUCUACAGAAUUGUAAACCUUGUGGUGGCCAACUUACUGCACGGUUGGAGUAAGUGCUGAACGAAUGAUUGGACUCGAGCAUGAACUCUGAAAAUCCUACCCCAAAUUAAAAAUUACAUGGAUUCCUUUGAAAUGUUAUGAUCAUUAGUAUUUUCAACUUCUGCAUGUAAGUAUCUUUCCUAUGAACACAGUUUUUGAAGCAGCUAACAUUUCUUCAAUUUUGUAAAAAGCCUUUAUUUGAUUUUGAUAAACAGUCUGAUCUUCAACAAAAGCAAGAACUUGUAUUGCAGAUGAAUGGCUCAAUCUAAGUUUAACGUCAAUACACUGGAAUUAAUUUAUUGCCCUGUUUUAGUGAAAGUAUUACAGUGAUACAUUUUCAACUUCACCUCCCUCCCAAAUAUUUUUCUGUUUUACCUGAAAAUGCUGACUGCCACAAAGUUAUGGAUUCCCCAUAUGGUAACCCCUUUCAGGUGGCUAUUCAAAUGUGUGCCGCACUGUGACUGGUGCCAGUUGACUGGCGAUAUCAGGGCAAAAUUUGACCUUGUGCUUUGAAUACACACUUUCCUUCAGGGACAGCCUGGAUAUUGUUUGCGUGGGACCCCUGUCUGAUCUUGUCUUACGUUAUGCAAUUGAGCGUACAGGUAGUCCUCGGCGUUCUUGAGUCCAUUCGCAAGUCGAUUUGCACGCAAGUGGGGGCACAUGCAGGACAAUAUAAAAUAGCCAUUUGUAAGUUGAGGAAAUGUUCAUAUGUUGGAUCUUUAAAAUUACACCGCUGUAUGGCAUCGUUUUUGUAAUGUAUGAGUGUUAAUAAUUCAGAUGUUGUAAAUCAGGGAGCUCCUAUAUGUUGAUCUUGCACCUCUGCUGGUAUCAGACUUAAUUCAACACUGGCAUGUCUUAGCUUCUUAAUACCCUAUGACUACCCAAGCUUCCCCAUUAAAAAGAACAUACAGCUAUUGUUGGAUCACCAGUAGAAACUUUUAAAAGAAUGCUUGGAACUUUGAGUUGUUUAAAAAAGCAACUUCUAAAAAGAAUAAGCAUGUUUAAUUGUGCUUCUGAAAUGUACCUUUUUAUUAGCAGAAAGCAUAUCCAAUGUAGUUGGAUGAGAUUUCACAAUAUUUGGGUUCUGAUCGAGGUGAAUUUAAUGGGCUUUUUCCCAACUUAGACUAUCUAAGUAUAGUUUUAUUUCCAGUCUUUGUUAUCACUCAAAUAGGCAAUUGGGAAUUACAGCAAACUUUGUUUUACCCGGCACUUUGUUAACUGACACUCUUGGUAAACUUGCUAAGAUUGUGUACCUCAGAUACCGCGAUAUCCGAGUAUUUGUGUUGUAAAUAAAGGAUAACAAUGAUGUGUAUAAUCCACCA
This is a messenger RNA of Rhincodon typus (whale shark), 4475 nucleotides long. RefSeq names its product signal peptide peptidase-like 2 (gene sppl2). The transcript has 14 exons. Lineage: Eukaryota; Metazoa; Chordata; Chondrichthyes; Orectolobiformes; Rhincodontidae. Gene Ontology annotation, cellular component: lumenal side of endoplasmic reticulum membrane; lysosomal membrane; cytoplasmic side of endoplasmic reticulum membrane. Gene Ontology annotation, molecular function: aspartic endopeptidase activity, intramembrane cleaving. The coding region runs from base 1 to 1440 and encodes 479 amino acids. The record is from RefSeq and is a predicted model, not a curated record. Gene Ontology annotation, biological process: membrane protein proteolysis.